CCGAGGUGGUGGAUGAGGCACCACACGUAGGUGGCAGGCAGGCAGGCAGUGCAACCGGGUCUCGCCCCUCGUCAGUGGAAUGCACAGAGCCGCCCUUUUCUCUAGCCGCUUUGUUCUCUCGAGGAUCCGGACGCUCAUGCGAGACUUGUGACUCCCCGACACCGGGUAGAUCGAUUCCCGUUAUAUUCUCUCUCUCCCCCCCCUUCCUAAACCUCUCCUAGCCACUCCUUGAUCGCAGCCCCUCUUCUCCAUUUCAUCAGACUCUCGUCUAGCACUAGCCCUUCCUGGGUCUUCAAUCCAGACAUGGUUAUUUUCACCCCCUUCCCCUUUUCUACAACUCGAUCCCCUUCUGACAACCAUUUGAGCCCGCCAUCACCGUCUCGUAGUGUCUGUCCUGCUGCCUGCGCGGUGACUGCGUCGGAGGUCUCUCAGAUUCCUGUGUAGGAGUUGCGUCACCGUGCUCUCUCUUUGAAGGUUGUCAUUACGUUGAUUGCAGUGGGUCAGCAGGUUAGACUGUGAACGCUCUGGAUACUUAAAUACAUGAAUUUGGGAUUUUGACGAGUUUGGGUAGUAUGUAGGCCGAUGGAUAAUCUCAUCUAAGGCUGUUAAAGAGUUUAAAGAUCUUUCUAUGUUGUGCUCGCUCUCUUACUGUCUGUCCGUCUCACACAUUCACUCACUCACUCACUCACUCACUCACUCAUAGAAAAUACUUGGGCUCCCUCUCUUUCUGUCUUACAUAUAUAUAUACACCCACUCUCGGUCGAGCGGAGACGUAUUCUCGAUAACUGGGUCCUCAAGUGUGUCAAGGUUUGUUGUCAGUUUUGAUCGGCAUUUAUAAGCCCGCUCCGCGCGCGGGGUACGAUAUUGGAAAACAGUGUGAAUGGUUCAAUGCACUUAAAGGAGCAGAUACUGAGUGCAUUGACUGGAACUGUGCACAACUGUGCCCUCGAACUGGCCACAAGUUUCGACUCCACAGGACGGCUGUCUGUGAAGAACCUCUAUCCGAUGAGAACCCCCAGCAAGUCUUUUUGAAGACCUUCAGGCUCUCCAAGAAUUUAAAACUAUGAGAAACUUUGAAUCGCGAAUGUCAAAGACUCCGAUUACUUUUGAAUCUUGAGGAAAGACUUCGACUCGUCAGCUGUAACUUCAGUUUCGAAAUCCCAGCUUGGACAGAACUUCGUUUUAUCUAGACGGAGGUCACCAGGACUGGUAACACGUCAAGAAUUGGCAUCGGCUCUUCAAUUAGUACUAUUGAACUUUCCGAGGACGUGCUAUGGCGUCGCAAUCCAAUUCCGACAUGUGGAUGGGCGCUGCAUCAUCAGAAAUCAGUUUGCCUUCGAAUCCUGCGCUGGAGCUAGAGGAAGAGACCUCAUGGAAGGUAUCGACAUCCUCUCAAAGCACAUCCAACAUUGAAGUCAAAACUGGAGUGCAGGAAAAUGUAGGAACACCAAGUUUCAGCAAGGGCGUGCUGGACGAGGAGUGGUACACGCCCGAGACCUCCUUAAUGGAGCUCUCUUACUCAUUACCAUAUGGGAUAUCCGAUACUCGCACAGGCUUUGGAAUGCUCGAGUCGUCGCUGAAUUUUGACAGCAGCAGCAACCUCAUGUCUAGCUUCCGCCCUGCUCCCUCAGCCUUGAGCAUGGGCCUUGAGAGCAACCGCAGUCUGGAGGAUCUCGUUUGCACUGGUCAGGGCUCGAGCAACGUUGGCCUCCUCUCAAGUCUUUCUCCAGGCGGUCAACUCGGCCGGAGCACCGUAAUGGAAAGCUUCAGCUCAGGUCUGCCAACAAGCUUCAACCAAGGAAUCAUCAACGCUGGUGGAAGCAUAACCAACAUCACCAGUAGCAACAUAAAUAACGUCCGCUCUAACUUCCCCCUCAUGGCCUCACCUUCGAACUUUUCCGAUGCGUACCGCGCUCGAUCAGUGAGCGAAGACAAGUCUGGGAAAGUUGUUGGCUCUGGCGGCCCACGGAAUGAACUUGUGCCAUAUCACAGAAACAAGGGGGCGGAAACUCGGAGCCAUGGUCAGGGUCAGCAAACUCUAUUCUUGAAGCGCGCAGCUUCUCGCCGUUGUGCGGGGUCUAGUGGGACUGUCUCUCCAGUGAGCAAGUCACCCCCACGCGUGGUCACUAGUGCCUCCAACGAUUCUUCUGUGGACACGCCGGAUAAAGACAGCCCUCAUCCGCGUAAUGCUCACUUGCAGAGCGCAUCUGGAAGAUUAAAUAUCAACUCCGGAUCGGAUGAUCCCAACGACAUGGGAUUAGAUGGUGACGACUACGAUGCCAAAGACGACGAUGAUUUGGAUGAGAGUGGUGACGGCUCAGGGGGGCCCUACGAGGUGGAAGAAGGCGCAGGCAAUGGAGCAGAUCAAAGCAUUGGAAAGGGAAACGGCAAAGGGAAACGAGGACUUCCUGCGAAAAACCUCAUGGCUGAGCGCAGGCGCCGCAAAAAACUCAACGAUCGCCUGUACACGCUACGGUCUGUAGUUCCUAAGAUUACAAAGAUGGAUAGAGCCUCCAUAUUGGGGGAUGCGAUUGAGUACCUAAAGGAGCUCCUGCAACGCAUCAAUGAAAUCCAUAACGAACUGGAAGCAGCAAAGCUGGAGCAGUCGCGGUCGAUGCCGUCUAGCCCCACUCCACGAUCCACCCAAGGUUAUCCAGCUACAGUUAAAGAAGAAUGCCCCGUCUUGCCGAAUCCUGAAUCCCAGCCUCCUCGAGUGGAAGUGAGGAAAAGAGAAGGUCAGGCCCUCAACAUUCAUAUGUUCUGUGCCCGCCGGCCUGGACUCCUCCUCUCUACUGUGAAGGCGCUGGACGCCCUUGGCUUGGAUGUACAACAGGCUGUCAUCAGCUGCUUCAAUGGUUUCGCCCUUGACCUCUUCCGUGCAGAGGCCAAAGAUGUGGACGUUGGACCAGAAGAAAUAAAGGCCGUUCUGCUGCUCACUGCGGGAUGUGAUUUGCACUCUUUGCAGUAGAUCCCACAAUGCAGACGGACAAGUUGAAUGAAUUCUCUUCUUUUCUGCAUGGGAAACAAAACACAAAUUGAUACGAGUGUGGUUUCAAAGUCUCUCCUCACCAGGCAGUGUUCUUCAAUUUUCACCAUACAAGCUAAAAAAUUUGACGCUACCUAAAUUCAGUGGUUUGAACCUGACAUUGUUGUAGGCUGUACUCAGCUUUUUCUGUUUUUGUAUAACUUAGUAUACGGUAAAGGCCCACAGAGCAGAGAACGGUGGGACCUUCACGGUACUGCCACUAGACCAAGCCUUGAAAACGUUAUGCAGGUGAAAUGUUUCUGUACAUCAUCUUCAAGACUUGUGUGCUGUGUGUGCCUCUAUGUGUUUGCCUAUGUAACCAAGUUGUCCGUUGCUAUCCAACACCUGCCAGGCUUGUCGGGUCUGUGUGAGGAGGCUGAAUAAAGCGUGAAACCUUUCGUGUCGUAAAAAUGGAUUCAAAAUCA
Molecule: messenger RNA, 3450 nt
Organism: Physcomitrium patens
Lineage: Eukaryota; Viridiplantae; Streptophyta; Bryopsida; Funariales; Funariaceae
Source: RefSeq, a predicted model, not a curated record